CUCCCUGUAGACUGGCGAGAGUCGAUCGACACCGCGCUCAAGCGCGAGAAACGGCACGCGAUGUAUUUCUCGCCGCCCUCACCGCCCCCGUCGCUACCGUCGAAGGACAGCAUGGAGUCCCUCUCGCACACGCUGGUCGAUGAGCAGCGGGACGCCACACCGCCGUAUGGCAACGGGCCACCGCACGACGACGGCCAGCCGAUGAUCCAGUGCGUGCAGCGUACACAGGCGUCGCCAGUGCUGCCCCGCCGGCCCAGCCAGAAAUCGUUGCCACAGAUCUACAGGCCUCCUACACCGCCACUCCCGGCUGAGUACCCUAAGCUUCGCCCUGCUGCACACGCAGGUACGAGUGCGGAGAGUGUCGCAUAUACGCUUCACAGUGGGCUCAUGUCCGCAGACUCGCGGCUAAAAGCUGCUCCGAGCCAACAUAUGUGUGCUGAAAAGGCCCGGCGUGCAGCAAGGCAUACCGACACCCAGGAGGCUCGCCGGCGUUGUGGACCUGCUGCAUCCGGCCAUGAAAUACCGGAGAAGCCGCUGCGGCCUGCUGGCGGGCCUCCCUGCUCUUACCGGGCCAGCGCGAUGUCCGCGUCGACGGCUGGCAACAGGUCGUCUUCGGGGCGCUCGUACUGUCCGGGCGACGUGUGCUUCAGCGUGUGGUAUGUCCUGAAGGGGUGGGGAGUUCAUGUCCGGGCAAAAAUAGGCCAUGCGGGGAGGUACUGACUGCCGCGGACUCUGGCUAUGAGAUCUUGAGACACGAAACCGCCCUCGAUGGGCGACUACCACAUACUAUCAUUAUACUUUGCGACUCGUUGCUUAUGGACGCUAUGCCGUGACAUUACGCAUAUAUGUAGCCUAGGUGUAUUUUGUAUAGUGCGCGCCCUCCACAUGUUUU
Trametes versicolor FP-101664 SS1 is the source of this 892-nucleotide messenger RNA. RefSeq lists its product as uncharacterized. The transcript has 4 exons. NCBI's taxonomy places the organism in Eukaryota, Fungi, Basidiomycota, Agaricomycetes, Polyporales, Polyporaceae. The coding region runs from base 112 to 720 and encodes 202 amino acids. The record is from RefSeq and is a predicted model, not a curated record.